Molecule: messenger RNA, 1296 nt
Organism: Arabidopsis lyrata subsp. lyrata
Lineage: Eukaryota; Viridiplantae; Streptophyta; Magnoliopsida; Brassicales; Brassicaceae
Exons: 2
Coding region: 136-1140 (334 amino acids)
Source: RefSeq, a predicted model, not a curated record
AUGGUUGCCCACAUGGGCACCUCCUAAAUAAGUCUCCAGAAUCUAUGCUUCAAAUACAAACCGAACAAAAGAAGAAGAAGAAGAAACAAGAACACAAACUUAUCUCUUUUUGUUAUCUCUUGUCUGAAUUAAAAAAUGGAUUCUACUUGGAAUGAUCAUCAAGAAUUGGAGCAAUUCGAAGCCAUUGAUGAUCUUCUCGAAGAUUUCUGGUUCUUUGAUAAUUUACUUGAUAGAAGAUCAAGGAUCUUGAGGUACUGUCACUCAGAUCCUUACCCUUUUUCUCCCUCAUCUUCUUCUUCUUCUUCAUCCACUUGUCCGAAACCCGAAAUCCCGAAAAUUGGAGAUUCGGAUUCGGAGACUAAGCUUCUAGAAGCUUCCACUGGGGGAGGCUCUGUUCCACCGCCGUGUAUAGAGAAAAAAGAAGGUGGAGGCGAGCCUGAGAAGAUAAAUAAGAUGAUGAGAAGGCAGUUCUCUGAGAAGGUUAGGGUUCAAGAACGAAGAACUUACUUGCAAAAGAAGGAACCUGUGGUUCGAGAAAAGGGAAUUAAAGAAGGUUCGAGGAAGAACAAAACAAGUAGUACUAGUAGUUGUAGUAACAAUAAUAGCUCGAUGGGAGGGGGGUUGCAGAGAACUCAGACAUUGCCGAGUUACAUAGGAAGAGAAGGCGAUGUAAAUGAGUUUCAAGAUCAAGAGAUUGAUGAUUCAAGAAUGGGAUUCUUGAUCCGUGAAGCCAUCGCUAGCUCUUCUUCUUCUUCUGGACUUACUCCAACGAAACACAACACUCCAAAGAUUUCAAGCAUUCCAAGGCAUAGACCACCGAGAAACUCGAGAUCAGAAGAGGCUAUUCAAGAAUUAGUCGUCAAAUCACAAAGAAGCCCAAAUCGCAAAACGCUGCGUAAAACGUUAAGCAGCAUCGAGACGAAAGAUAUUCAAAUGUUAAAGGAUUUGGACAUUGAAUUAGAGAAGAAGCAAGAAGAGGAACAGAGGAGUGUCCCACGCGCCACCGCGAAAACACGGUCUACAGCGGUCGUGGGACAGCCGAUUCCGGUAUGGGUUCCAAAGGAUUCGAGAAAAGACAUGAAAGCUCAAAUAAAGUUCUGGGCUCGAACUGUCGCAAGUAAUGUUCGACAAGAAUGCUGAUAUCAUUCGCUUUCAUUAACAAACAAAUUGCUUCUACUUCUACAUAUAAACAACACUCAUUUCAUAUUCUUUCGUUCCCCUUUUGUUCAAAAAAUAUUCAUCAAUCAUUUCUCCUACAAUAAGGAGAAAACAAAAACAUAACAAUGGGUUUUGUGA